Messenger RNA from Nothoprocta perdicaria, 270 nucleotides. It is a transcript of the gene FCER1G, whose product is annotated as Fc fragment of IgE receptor Ig. Gene Ontology annotation, molecular function: IgE receptor activity. The coding region runs from base 1 to 270 and encodes 89 amino acids. NCBI's taxonomy places the organism in Eukaryota, Metazoa, Chordata, Aves, Tinamiformes, Tinamidae. Gene Ontology annotation, biological process: cell surface receptor signaling pathway. The record is from RefSeq and is a predicted model, not a curated record. Gene Ontology annotation, cellular component: Fc-epsilon receptor I complex. The transcript is spliced from 5 exons.
AUGACCACCCGCCUCGUGCUCGUCCUGCUGCUGCUGUGGGCGCGAGAGGCAGCCCUGAUGGAGCCGGAGAUUUGCUAUGUCCUGGAUGCCAUCCUCUUCCUCUACGGCAUCGUCCUCACCGGGCUCUACUGUCACCUCAAGGUCCAGGUCAAGAGAGCAUCCCAAGAGAGCUCCAGAGCAGCCAGGGAGCACAAAGGAGAAUCCAUCUACACCGGGCUCACCACGGAAAGCCAGGAGAUGUACGAAACCCUCGAGCGCAAAACCUCCUAG